This is a messenger RNA of Hibiscus syriacus, 3595 nucleotides long. Its product is annotated as receptor protein-tyrosine kinase CEPR2-like. Lineage: Eukaryota; Viridiplantae; Streptophyta; Magnoliopsida; Malvales; Malvaceae. The transcript has 3 exons. The record is from RefSeq and is a predicted model, not a curated record. Gene Ontology annotation, molecular function: ATP binding; protein binding; protein kinase activity. The coding region runs from base 561 to 3488 and encodes 975 amino acids. Gene Ontology annotation, biological process: hormone-mediated signaling pathway; protein phosphorylation. Gene Ontology annotation, cellular component: plasma membrane.
CUUCCCAUAGCAAAUUUUGUCUCCUUUGUUCGCUUUCAAAAAAUACCAUUCCAAAUUCCAAUCACUUAUAUUUCUUCUCAUUUCAAUGCCAUUUAGCUUGGUUUUCUACCGGCAUUUCUUUGUAAAAUUCCCAGUCCAAAAUCCGGCUUUUCAUUUACCAUCAAUAGAUCAUCAAACCAAAUCAAACUUUCUGGUUUUCUCUCUCUCCAUUUUUCUUUUCGGAACCAUAAAAUCCAUGCAUUUAGCUUAAUGGAACUGAAGCUAGUCGCUUGCUUUGUUCUUCUUCAUGAUUCUAGAUAAUUCAGUUUCGGUGAGAAUCUUCCAAACAAAUAGCCCAAAAAGAAAAAAAAAGAGUAGCCUUUUCUCGAGAAAGUAAUCGUUUUCUUAGGAAGCUAAAACACUAGUUAACGGUGGGGAAUUCUUCACUUUCUCAGUAGCCAAACAAAAAGUAAAAAAAAAAAAAAAACAGUAUUGCCCUUGCCUGAAUUUCCCAUAGUAUUGCCAGCAAGUGAGGCAUGGUGUGAACAUUGGAUUUAUAGCUCAACAAUUUCUUUUCUUGAAUGCCAAGUAUGGCCCUCAACAUCACUCAGUAUUGCCGUUUUCUGUUGUUUUCAAUCAUGGUUUCUGCCGUUUUCCCGCCUUGUCCCGCCAUUAACGUCGAAACCGAAGCUCUUCUCCACUUCAAAAACAAGCUCAAAGACCCUUUGCACGUCUUAGAUUCUUGGAAAGAAUCAGAUUCUCCGUGCAAAUACUAUGGAGUUACUUGUGACCCUGUUUCAGGCAAUGUCACGGGGAUUUCACUCAUCGGGAAAUCACUUUCCGGUGAAAUUUCACCUUCCAUUUCAAGGCUUCAAAGUCUUCAAAACCUUUCUUUGCCUCAGAACGCCAUUUCCGGUGAACUUCCUGAAGAAAUAAGCCGUUGUUCAAAUCUCAAAGUUUUGAAUUUGACACAUAACAAAAUGGUGGGAGUUAUCCCCGAUCUUUCCGGGCUUAAGGACUUGGAGUCUCUUAUAUUGUCGUUUAACACGUUUUCGGGUCAGUUUCCGAGUUGGAUAGGGAACUUAACUGGACUGCUUUAUCUCGGUUUGGCCGGAAACAAUUUCGACGAGGGUGAGCUUCCGGACAGUAUCGGGAAUUUGAAGAACUUGAAUUACUUGUACCUUCCAAAGUCCAAUCUGAUAGGGCAGAUUCCAGAGUCCCUGUUUGAGCUGCAGGCCUUGAAGGUUUUAGAUAUGUCACGGAACAAGAUUUCUGGGACUAUACCGAACUCGAUUUCGAAAUUGAAGAACAUUCAUCAGAUUGAGCUGUUCGACAACAAGCUGACGGGGGAGUUGCCACCGGGAAUAGCCCAUCUUUCUCUCUUGGAAGAGAUUGAUAUCUCCUCGAAUCACAUGCACGGGACAUUGCCGAAAGAGAUUGGAAACAUAAAUUUGACUGUGUUUGAGUGUCACCAAAACAACUUUUCUGGAGAGAUCCCUGCAGUAUUUGGAGAUAUGCAUCAUCUUAAAGGGUUCUCGAUCUACCAAAACCGAUUUUCUGGACAAUUUCCUGCCAAUUUAGGCCGGUUCUCACCGUUGGAAAUUUUCGACAUUUCGGAGAAUCGAUUUUCAGGUGAAUUUCCCAGAUUCUUGUGUGCAGGCAGAAAGCUAACACUUUUAUUGGCUCUUGAAAACAACUUUACGGGACGGUUUCCAGAUACAUAUGCUGAAUGCAAAUCUCUGCUAAGGCUCAGGAUUAACAAGAACCACUUUUCAGGAGAAGUUGCAGAUGGACUUUGGUCACUUCCACAUGUGAAUCUAAUCGACCUCGGCGAUAAUGACUUUACCGGAGGCAUCUCCGCCAACAUCGGAUCUUCCACUAACUUGAGUCAGUUGGUUUUGCAGAACAAUAGAUUAUCGAGUAAUCUUCCGUCGGACCUUGGUAAGUUGACAAACUUGGGGAAGCUUCUUUUGAAUAACAAUAACUUUUCUGGCAGUCUACCUGCUGAGAUUGGUGCUCUAAAGAAGCUAUUAUCGUUGCAUCUCGAACAAAACUCAAUAACCGGAUCGAUACCGGCGGAACUAGGUAAUUGCGUUAUGUUGGUGGACUUGAAUCUUGCUGGUAAUGAUUUUAGUGGCAUUAUCCCACCUACAGUUUCACUCAUGCCCUCUUUGAACUCUUUGAACCUUUCGGGAAACAAACUUACUGGUCCGAUUCCGAAUAACCUCAAAAACCUGAAGCUAAGUUCCAUUGAUUUAUCUGAUAACCAGUUAUCCGGAAAUGUCCCUCAUGAGCUCCUGACCAUCGGCGGAGAUGAAGCAUUUAUCGGUAACGGAGGACUCUGCAUUGACCAAAGUACUAAAAUUCAGAGAAAUAGUACUUUGCUCAAUGUUUGCAAGGAAGAUUGGGGCCGGAAAAGAGUCUUCAGGGAUAAAUCGGUUUUCUUCAUCUUUAUAGCUGUAGUUUUGUUUAUAGUUCUAGCUGGACUAGUGCUUCUGAGUUACAAGAACUUCAAGCGCAUUAAAGCAGACAUGGAGAACAGUAUCGAAGGCGGCAACAGGGUAAGUCCGAAAUGUGAACUUGCAUGUUUUCACAACAUGGAUAUCGAAGCCGAGGAAAUAUGUGAUCUAGAGGAACAAAAUCUAAUUGGAAGAGGCAGUUCCGGAAGAGUUUAUCGCCUGGAUUUGACGAAAAAAGGCAUUGUGGUCGCUGUGAAGCAACUAUGGAAAGGGGAAGGCCUCAAGGCAAUGGCUGCAGAGAUGGAAAUUUUGGGCAAAAUCCGGCACCGAAACAUUCUGAAGCUCUACGCUUGCCUGACAAAAGGUGGAUCGAGCUAUUUGGUAUUCGAAUACAUGGAAAACGGAAACGUGUUUCAAGCACUUCGAAGAGUGAAAAGAGACGGGAAGCCGGAAUUGAACUGGCAUCAAAGAUAUAAGAUCGCCUUAGGAGCUGCUAAGGGAAUUUCUUAUCUGCACCAUGAUUGCUGCCCUCCUACCAUUCAUAGGGAUAUAAAAUCAUCCAACAUUCUACUCGACAAGGAUUUCGAGCCGAAGAUUGCCGAUUUCGGGGUCGCAAAGAUUGCAGAAAGAUCUCUUAGGGGAUCUGAAUGGAGCUGUUUUGCAGGCACCUAUGGUUAUAUUGCUCCUGAGUUUGUAUAUACUCUAAAAAUUACUCGGAAAAGCGACGUCUAUAGUUUCGGAGUAGUGUUAUUGGAAUUAGUGACCGGAAAAGCGGCCAUUGGAGAGGAGUACGGAGAAGGGAAUGAUCUUGUUCAUUGGAUUUUAACUCACUUCAACCACCAUGAAAAUGUCCUCAAGGUUCUUGACGAUAAAAUAGUCACAGAAACUGUCACCGUCCGAGACGACAUGGUUAAAGUCUUGAAGAUCGGUAUCCUUUGCACCGCCAAACUCCCGAAUUCGCGCCCCUCCAUGAGAGAAGUAGUCAAGAUGCUUGUUGAUGCUAAACCUGCCAUUCCCAUAUCUUCGGAUGACCAAUCCAACCAGGAUUAGUAAAAAGUUUUUGUUAUAUAUCAUGUAUAUUUCAACUUAUGUUACUAAUAAUCAAAAUCUAAUAGAAAGAUAUACAGUGUUGUACUUUAGGGGUUGAGGAAGUUAAA